AUGUUGGCAGUGCACGCAUCUCUGGUUGUGACACAGUUUUGCUUCGCGGGUUUUGAGAUUCUGGCGAGGAUAGCGCUCGUCGAUGGAGUCGACCAUCUUGUCUUUACGUUGUAUCGCAAUUUCCUGGCUUCCAUUCUUCUCCUUCCCCUUGCUUAUUUUGUGGAGAAGAAGAAAAGGCCAGCGCUAAACUUUAAGUUCGUUCUUCUCUCGCUUUGCUUGGGUACGGUGACGAUCAAUCAAAUGUGUUAUUUAAUUGGACUCCAGUACACAAACACUGUCAUCGCUUCAGCACUUCGGAAUUUAAUCCCAGUUCUUACAUUCGUGCUCGCAACAAUCUUAAGGGUCGACGAACUGGACGUGAAAAAACUGGAUGGAGUGGCCAAAAUCUUGGGAACACUCCUGGGACUCGUUGGAGCAGUGCUGCUCUCUUCACACCAUCCCACAGUCAGAGAAAUACUUCGCCACCAAUUUCUUCGAAGAAGAGGUGAUCUUGAGCUCCAAACAAGUGGAUGGGAGCUUGGCAUUGGCUGCCUCCUCCUGGCCUUCCUCUCCUUCGCGCUCUUCCUCGUUCUCCAAUCUCUCCUCCUCAAGAAAUACGCCGCUCCAUUCUCGAUUGGAGCAUUCUCGUGUUUGUUCAGCACGCUCCAGUUGGGAAUCAUCUCGGCCAGCUUUGGCCAGGCCUCGAAGAUCUGGAGCUUCUGGACGACAAGCCAGCCUCGAGUGAUCCUCAGCGUUUUAUAUGCAGGAUUGAUUGGAUCUGGAUUUGUAUCCGGAGUCCAAUCUUGGGGAGUUCAUAAAGGAGGACCCGUGCUCGUCGCUGCUUAUCAGCCACUGGAGACUGUUCUAGUCACACUUUUCUACGUUUUCUUCGGUGGACAGGCACUAGAUCCUCUCAGUAUGGGUGGAAUCCUCCUUGUGUUUGCUGGGCUCUAUCUUUUAGCAUGGGCUCAAAGACACCAAAGGCAACGCAAGCUUUUACUGGAUCAAUCGAUCCGAGAACCACUUCUAGACAACGUAGUGAUCGUAGAAUAGUAGUAUCUAUGAUUCAUG
Selaginella moellendorffii is the source of this 1050-nucleotide messenger RNA. RefSeq names its product protein WALLS ARE THIN 1. NCBI's taxonomy places the organism in Eukaryota, Viridiplantae, Streptophyta, Lycopodiopsida, Selaginellales, Selaginellaceae. Gene Ontology annotation, molecular function: transmembrane transporter activity. Bases 1 to 1032 code for a protein of 343 amino acids. The record is from RefSeq and is a predicted model, not a curated record. The transcript has 5 exons. Gene Ontology annotation, cellular component: plasma membrane.